Molecule: messenger RNA, 1942 nt
Organism: Copidosoma floridanum
Lineage: Eukaryota; Metazoa; Arthropoda; Insecta; Hymenoptera; Encyrtidae
Gene: Dic1
Product: Dicarboxylate carrier 1
Source: RefSeq, a predicted model, not a curated record
CUGGCGCUGCUGGUAGCCGUACAAGGUGCAGGGUUUGUAGAGAUUUUUCGUGCCCCUCAUCCAAAAAGCACGCAUUCACCAUCAUCGAGAUUCUCCACAGACCAUUCCUAUACCACCAAAGUUGCCUUCGGCCAGCCAGCCUAAUGCUGACUCAAGAUGCAUAGAUCCAUUGAUUGAUUAGGCUGUAAUAAAAGAAAAAAGAAAAAAAUGAAAAAAAUGGCAGAGCUGCCAAUAGACAAUACUAAAAGACUUUCAAGAUGGUAUUUUGGUGGACUAGCAUCUGCUGGUGCUGCCUGUAUCACUCAUCCAUUAGAUUUAUUGAAGGUUCAUUUGCAAACUCAACAAGAGGGAAAACUUUCAGUAACCAAAAUGACUUUCAAUAUAAUAAAACAACAAGGGGUAUUAGCUUUAUACAAUGGACUAUCGGCUUCUUUACUUAGACAGCUCACGUAUUCCACUGUUAGAUUUGGCGUUUAUGAGGUGGGAAAGCAAGCAAUUGAAUCACCUGGUAAUCCGGCCCCUUUUUAUCAGAAAUUUUUAUUAGCCGGAUUUUCUGGCGCUGUUGGCGGUAUCGUUGGUACUCCAGGUGAUUUAAUUAAUGUGAGAAUGCAAAAUGAUGUCAAGUUACCAGUGGACAAAAGAAGGGGUUAUACAUGGGCUGGAAAUGGAUUAUUACGCAUUUAUAAGGAAGAAGGAUUUAGAAUGUUAUUUAGUGGUUGUUCCAUGGCUACGAGUCGAGCAGUUCUCAUGACAAUGGGACAGUUGAGUUUUUAUGACCAGAUAAAAUUAAGCCUUUUAAAAACUGAUUACUUCAAAGACAAUACGACAACACAUUUUCUGUCCAGCUUACUAGCAGGUGCCAUUGCUACCACUUUGACACAGCCUUUAGAUGUACUGAAAACUCGUGCUAUGAAUGCAAAGCCAGGAGAAUUCAAGAGUAUGAUGCACCUCGUUUUAUACACUGCAAAACUUGGACCUCUUGGGUUCUUCAAGGGAUAUAUUCCAGCCUUUGUCCGACUUGCUCCGCACACAAUUUUAACGUUCCUGUUUCUUGAAAAUUUGCGAUUGAAUUUUGGAUUUUAUCCGCCAACGAAGUAGAUAGUUAUGGAUAAUACAAUUUUUUUAUAAGUGGCCCAAGCUUAUACGCAGCACAAAAGUGUGCUUAAUUUUACUGAUCAAUGAUGAUAGUAAGAUGUGACUGAAUGUUGCUCUGAAUGUUACUCUGAAUGUUGCCAGCAUCAAUUCUUCUUGAACGCUUUUUAUGUAGACUAUGUGUAAUCUUCGUACACAUUCUUCGUACAAAUUCAACUACCGUCGUACAAAAUACAUUUUAAUUUCUUCAAUAAUUCAAAUCAUGUGACGAAUACAUUUAUUUGUAAUAGUCAUUGACGAAUACAUUCCACAAUAUAAUUAUUAUAUAUGCUAAUACACAUAUAUUUUUAUAGUUAUUUUUAAAAAUAUAUAUAAAAAGUUAUAUGUGUACAAAUUUACAGAUUGUACAACUGUAUAAUGUAAGUGUUACGGAAUGAGCGCUUUUAGUCUCAAUUAUAAGAUUGUACAAUUAUUUUAUACAACAUGAGAUUUAUACUUUGUCUUGCGCAGCCAAUGUACAAAUAUAUUUUUAAUAAAAAAUUCAAACAAUAAUGUUAAGUAAACAAAUUGAUAAGAUUUAUAGAAGAAAAGUUAUCACUAUCGGUGAAAUAACAAAUUUUAUUUUUAAGUAGACACACUUGCGGUAAUAGUUAGACUUAAUGUUAAAAAUCAAUGUUAAAAAAUUAAAAACACAUAAAGCACAUUACUUACCCACAAAAAUGCAUAAAAAUAUUUUCAUAAUUUUACAUGGAUUGUAAUAUGUUAUUCUAUAUUGUUACAUUAAAUGCAAAAUGUUUUCUUUUACUUUCAUUCUUUGUAAAUGAUAUAUUUUUACAGCCGAUUAUUUGUU